AUGGUCAGUGAUGUCUCAAGCGUUGAGAAUGUGCCUUUGUUGCGAAGCUUCGCCAUGCAUUACAAACAACGACCGGCCUUCAUCUUCAUCUACUCAGACGAACGGAAAGAUGCUGACCACAACAGCAUCGUCAAAUUUAUCCAGAAAUCCUCCAAUAUGCAUAUGCAAAACCCAGAACCUGGCGUCAGUACUACGGAACCCUUGAAGACUUGCCAAAGAUGUUUCCUCCGACUGGACAAAUUUCCCGAUCACCAAUGUGUCUAUCAAAAGGGCCACAAGGCGUGCCAGUAUUGCCACAAGGUCCGCCAUCGCUGCAUCCAGAUUCCCGAUGAGCUUCAGGCUGAAGCCAGAAAUGUCAUUGACAUCGAUGAAUUAUCUAGCCAACGUCCGCGGCUAGUUCAGGGUAUCCUUCAAAAGAUCCGUAGACGCACCUACUUGAUUAAUCAGAAGAAGAAAUUGGAAGGAUGCUCUGGGGUUAUCGAUGCAAAGCCAGAACCCGAUCUUGAGGAAUCCAACCAGGACGACGAUGGCGAUGAGGAUUACAAUGUGGAUCUCGCAGAGGAAGAAAUUCCUAGCUUUGACGUGUACGAGUAUUCCGAGAUGGAUGCCGCUUCCGAGGACCAACUUCAUCUAUCUCUUGAUACAGCUGCAAUAAAUCAUGAUGACGAGAUGGACGACGCUGCCGAAGCGCAACUACACAGUUCUCUUACUGCAUCUGCAAAGCUUAGUGACAUUGAGAUGGGUGAGGCCUCUGAAGAGCAGCUCCACGGUUCUCUCAGUGCAAUUGCAGAGCAUGGUGACAUUGAGAUGGGUGACGCUUCAGAGGAGCAGCUUCAUAGCUCCCUUGAUGAAGAGGCAGAAAACCCAGAAGUGAACAAGAAUACCUAUUCACGAGUCACUCGAAACUUCUUGAAAAGGGUGGGGGAGUGUACCAACUGGCUUUGA
This is a messenger RNA of Penicillium verhagenii, 945 nucleotides long. RefSeq lists its product as uncharacterized. NCBI's taxonomy places the organism in Eukaryota, Fungi, Ascomycota, Eurotiomycetes, Eurotiales, Aspergillaceae. The record is from RefSeq and is a predicted model, not a curated record. The transcript has 4 exons. Bases 1 to 945 code for a protein of 314 amino acids.